UAACAACCACAACAACAACAACAACAUCUUCAUCCUUAACCUUUGUCCCUGUUUUGUUUUUUGAUCACAUGUUCUUGUCUCGAACGCAUUCGUUGAUUCAUUAGUGUCUCUAUUCCAUUUUUUUUUUUUUGCACUUUCCCUUUUCAAUUAUUUCACGUACAGCAGAUAUAUACGUACAUAGAUAUAUAUAGUAACAAAACGACACAAAUGGCGGCUGCUUUUUUCUUUUCCGUCGCGUUGUUGUUGGCGGCGGCGGCGGUUGUUUCUGGAUCUCCGGCGACUCUGACGCUGGAAAGAGCGUUUCCGUCGAAUCAUGGAGUGGAGUUGAGUCAGCUAAGAGCUCGGGACAUGUUAAGGCAUCGGAGAAUGUUGCAGUCUUCGAACGGUGUCGUCGAUUUCCCUGUUCAAGGCACCUUCGAUCCCUUCCAAGUCGGGCUCUACUUUACAAAAGUGCAGUUGGGUACUCCUCCAGUAGAGUUUUAUGUGCAGAUUGACACUGGCAGUGAUGUUCUUUGGGUCGGUUGCAGCUCCUGUAAUGGUUGUCCCCAGACAAGUGGGCUUCAGAUUCAGCUCAAUUUUUUUGACCCCACGCGUUCAUCAACAUCUUCAUCAAUCUCUUGUUCUGACCAAAGGUGCAAUGGUGGAAUACAAACAUCAGAUGCCAGCUGUUCCAGUCAGAACAACCAGUGCUCUUACACUUUUCAGUAUGGAGAUGGUAGCGGGACAUCAGGCUAUUACGUGUCAGAUAUGAUGCAUCUUGACACUAUUUUUCAGGGAGCCGUGACUACAAAUUCUUCAGCACCAGUAGUUUUUGGUUGUAGCAACCAGCAGACUGGUGACUUGACAAAGUCUGAUAGAGCAGUUGAUGGGAUAUUUGGAUUUGGGCAACAAUCUAUGUCUGUUAUCUCCCAGCUCUCCUCACAAGGGAUAGCUCCUAGAGUAUUUUCCCAUUGUCUUAAAGGAGAUAGUAGUGGUGGGGGCAUAUUGGUUCUCGGUGAGAUUGUGGAGCCAAACAUUGUUUAUACUCCACUUGUUGCAUCACAGCCCCAUUACAAUUUAAAUCUGCAGAGCAUCUCUGUCAACGGCCAGGCAUUGCAAAUUGAUUCAUCAGUUUUUGCAACAUCAAACACCGGCGGUACCAUUGUUGAUUCUGGAACAACUUUGGCAUACCUUGCAGAACAGGCUUAUGAUCCCUUUGUCAAUGCGAUUACAGCAGCAAUUCCACAAUCUGUACGCAGUGUUGUUUCCAAAGGAAAUCAGUGUUACUUAAUCACCUCUAGUGUCACUGACAUUUUUCCACAAGUAAGUCUGAACUUUGCUGGUGGUGCAUCUAUGGCUUUAACACCACAGGAUUACCUUAUACAGCAGAGUUCUAUUGGUGGUGCAGCAGUGUGGUGUAUUGGCUUUCAGAAAAUCCAGGGUCAAGGGGUAACAAUUCUAGGAGAUCUCGUUUUAAAAGACAAAAUUAUUGUUUAUGAUCUGGCUGGUCAACGCAUUGGAUGGGCUAACUAUGACUGUUCUUUGUCGGUUAAUGUAUCUGCAACAACUGGCACUGGAAGAAGUGAAUUCGUGAAUGCUGGAGAGAUUGGUGGCAGUACUUCUUUACGUGAUGGACUUAAGUUAACAAAGACAGGGUUCUUGGCUUUCUUCAUGCACAUAAUGCUGAUUUGUUGCUUUGUGUAUUUAUAACAUAAUAUAUACGUUGUGUGAGAUAGAACUAAUAAUUCUUUUUUCCCAUGUAUAUUCUCUUGCCGGUAUGUAUUUGUGACAAUCGGCAAGACCACAUUGUUUUAAACAUUUGGUUGUGCCACCUUUCUCUGCACAAUAGGUUUGUCCGGUUUAGCUUCAGGUGAUUCUGUUGGACACUAUCAGUCUUGUAGAAUCAGAUCAUUACCCUUCUUUAUUUUUGGCAGCAUUGUAAAUUAUU
Molecule: messenger RNA, 1927 nt
Organism: Gastrolobium bilobum
Lineage: Eukaryota; Viridiplantae; Streptophyta; Magnoliopsida; Fabales; Fabaceae
Product: aspartic proteinase 36
Exons: 10
Coding region: 208-1689 (493 amino acids)
Biological process (GO): proteolysis
Molecular function (GO): aspartic-type endopeptidase activity
Source: RefSeq, a predicted model, not a curated record